Molecule: messenger RNA, 3449 nt
Organism: Empidonax traillii (willow flycatcher)
Lineage: Eukaryota; Metazoa; Chordata; Aves; Passeriformes; Tyrannidae
Gene: C1QL1
Product: complement C1q like 1
Exons: 2
Coding region: 191-835 (214 amino acids)
Molecular function (GO): protein binding
Source: RefSeq, a predicted model, not a curated record
AGCGGCUCGGGGCGCACCGGAGCCAGCGGAGCUCACGGAGCCGCCGCCGCCGCCCCGAGCCCCCCCCGCCGCCGCCGCCCUGCUCCCCCCCGCCGGCACCAUUCCCUCCCCCGGGCGCCAGCGCGCCCCGGCCGGGCGGCGGCUCAGCCUGGGCCGCAAAACUUUGCUGGCGGCCGCGGCGGGGGUGGUGAUGGUGCUGGUGCUGGUGGUGCUCAUCCCGGUGCUGGUGAGCUCCGCCGGGGCCGACGGCCGCUACGAGAUGCUGGGCACCUGCCGGAUGGUCUGCGAGCCCUACGGCCCCGCCGCCCCCCCGCAACCCGCCGAGCGCGGCCCCCUCCCGCCGCCCUCCACGCUGGUGCAAGGUCCGCAAGGAAAACCGGGCAGACCGGGCAAACCGGGACCGCCGGGACCGCCCGGAGAACCGGGGCCGCCGGGGCCGGUGGGGGCGCGGGGGGAAGCGGGAAGACCGGGACCGCCGGGAUUGCCGGGGCCGGGGGCUACGGGCGCGGUGAGCGCGGCCACCUACAGCACCGUGCCCAGGGUCGCCUUCUACGCCGGGCUCAAGAACCCCCACGAAGGCUACGAGGUGCUCAAGUUCGACGACGUGGUCACCAACCUGGGCAACAGCUACGACGGCGCCUCGGGCAAGUUCACCUGCGCCAUCCCCGGCACCUACUUCUUCACCUACCACGUCCUCAUGCGCGGCGGCGACGGCACCAGCAUGUGGGCAGACCUCUGCAAGAACGGGCAGGUGCUCUUUUCCCAUGCCAUGGUCCCCCCUUCCCCCCUCCCCCACCCCCCCGGCCACGACUCGAGGGACAAGACGUGGCAGUGACCCCCGAGCUGUCACCAGGGCUCCAUUCCCUGGAUGUCACCGCAGCCCGGCGUCCUCGCCGGGAUCCAUCCCGUCCCACCCCGCUCCCGCUUCCCAUCGCCUCCCCCCGCAUCACCCCCUGCGGUGCAUCCUUGUCCCGAGCAUCUGGGCCCCCGAAUUAACCCAAAACUGAGUUUUCACCCCAAAAAGCACCCCGGGGGGUGGGGGCAGGCAGGCGCCUUGUCACAGCCACUGAGCUUCACCCCUCGGCUCCGAGCCCUUCCGAGCGGGAGCAGGAGCUGCUCAGCAGCUUUUCUCCAUCCAAACAGCUCAAAUUUCCUUCUAUCGGGAUUUUUUUUCUCUUCUCUCACCCUCCAGCCCCAAAUUUUAGGGUGUCCCAGCGCCGCUUGGCACUGCUGGCUCUUCCUGCCAGGCAGCAUCCGUGUAACUCAGGACUGAGCACCCCAAAAGCUCACCUCGACCCUUUUACCUCCCCCCAGAACAUAUUGGGGGGCCACCCCAAACCUCCGCAGCCCCCCAGCUCUGGGGGGUACCGAUGUUCUCGGAUAAAUGUCCGGGAGCUGUGGAGCCCCUGGUCGAGAGGAGCUGCGCUCGGGCGGGUGAUGCAGCUUAAUUAACCGCUUGGUAAUCACUGACAGGGCAUCGCCGUGCCGAUAUCUGUGGCAAAGUUCCCCCAAAAAAUGCCCCGAAUAAUUUAAAAAAUGGGGUUAAUUAGGGGUUUGUUGCCAAAACAUCCCUGUCCCCGGCAGGCUGGGGGGAGCCUGGCGGAUGAGCGUUGAUCCAGCACCUUUGGGGGAAUCAGGACUUGGGGGGCCCCCUCUGACCCCCAAAUUUCCUCUGGAUGCUGCCGGUUUGGGGGCAGCCCAUCACCCUGGUGCCAGGGCUGGAGUUAAUGAGAGCCAGGGGAGCUGCUGCUGGUGGUUAAUUAGCAUUAAUUAUUAUUUGUAUUAGCCCGUAGCUGAGGCGAAGGGGCAGCGGGAGGAAGGACGUGGAUGGACUGACAGAUGGAUGGAUAGGGGGGUGACACCGGGUGGCUUUGGGGUCCCCAUGGUCCCCGUGAUGGGGUGAGGGCCGCCCAUGGCUCAGGGAGGGUCACAGCCCCGGGGGACCCCAGUGGGGACAGUCCCCAAGGGCACACAGGACAAUCUGGGGGCAGCCACUGCCCUGCCUGGGGGGCCAGGGGGGCACCCACUGCUGCACCCAAGGGUCCUGAGGGGCACCCGCUGCCCUGCCCAGAGGGUCUGGAGGGGGAGCACCCACUGCUGCUCUCAGGGGUGCUGGGAGGGCACCCACCACUGUGUCUGGGGGUCCUGGAGGGCCCUCAGGACCGUGCCUGGGGACCCUGGGGAGCAGCUGCCACUGAACUUGGGGCCCUGGGGGGGCACCUGCUGCCACACCUUGGGGGUCCUGGGCCAUGGUGGCCACGGCUCGUGGGGCACACGGCGUGCCCCAGGCCCCAAGUGUCACUGGGAGUGGCUCGGCCUAGACAUGGGAGCGCCCCACUGCCCCCCCAUCGCCCCCUGAAAACCCUUGGGUACAGCCCACCCCCUCGGGGACCACCCCAGAGUGUCCCCAGGGCCGGGGACACCCCCAGUGCUGUCACUGGGGUGAGGAGGAGCGGGCACAGCACAGUCGGGGCCGGGGCUGUGUCACCCCUGUGGCUCCCACCCCGUGGCACAGCCACGGGGAAACUGAGGCACGGAGCAGGACGAGGGGGGUGAGGCCAUCGGGGGCGGGGGGAUGGCAACCCCCCCUCCUGUGCCAACGCGGUGCCGGGAGCGGCUCAGCCCGGGCCCAGCGCUGCCAUUUAUCUUGCCUGGUUAGGGAAGGGCUGGCAGGCGAGCGGUGACGGGGCGGCUCCUUAACGAGGGAAGACGGAUGGCACCGGGCGGCUCCGGCUGCCACGGGCGGGGGGGACCGUGGCAAGAACCCGGCACCAAACCCGGCUUUUCCUGGUUCCCCUGCUUCUUCCCCCUCUCCUCUUCCCUGGGAGAGGCAGAGUCCCCUGGAGAUUGCGGUGCUGUGACCGACGGAGAUUCCCCGGGGAUGGGGACACUCGUGGUGGCGGGGCAGACACAGGGUGACAGUCCCGGUGGUGGCACGAGGCUGGGUGGGGUGAGAGCAAACCCUGUGGGAUCCCCAGCCGGGCCAUCAGUAGGUUCCAGAGUUAACAGCAUCUGACCACCCCAGCGCUGCCCGAGGGCUCGGGGAGGUGCGGCUGCAUCCCCGAGGAGCAGCAGACCCCGGUACCCCCGUCCUUGGGGGGGGGGCAAAGGACAGGACUCCGUGGGCACAGCCCUCCCGUUCCCGCUGCUCCCGGAACCCGGUGCCUGCCUGCCCGCCCGGCGCGAGCCAAUUAAGAGCCGAUUCUGGUCGGUCGUAAUUAGCGGCACCUUCUCCCGGCGCAGCGCUUCUGCAUUUCGCUGGGGAUUUCACCAGCCGCCUUGUCACUGUCACCCAGCGCCGCGAUCUCCCCGCGAGGCGCCGGCGGAGAUUUGAUUACCCAAAGAAUUCUGCAGCGGCAGCGGGUCCAGCCGCGGAGCCGCUUCCCCAGGCGGUGACGGCUCCUCCGGCUCUGCCGGCACAUCCCGGCACCUCCCGGCUCCCAGGAAAG